Wyeomyia smithii (pitcher-plant mosquito) is the source of this 2711-nucleotide messenger RNA. Its product is annotated as ribosomal protein S6 kinase delta-1. Lineage: Eukaryota; Metazoa; Arthropoda; Insecta; Diptera; Culicidae. The coding region runs from base 223 to 2520 and encodes 765 amino acids. Gene Ontology annotation, molecular function: protein kinase activity; phosphatidylinositol binding; ATP binding. The record is from RefSeq and is a predicted model, not a curated record. Gene Ontology annotation, biological process: protein phosphorylation. The transcript is spliced from 5 exons.
GAAUUUGUUCCCUCCCCCCUAGGCUUUGGUGCAGUUCGUUUUGAGUUUUUGUUCAGCAUCUGUUUUGCCCAAACUCUCGAAAAAAAUUGAAUUAUUUGGUUUCUUGUGUGUACAUUUAUAUUGGACGUAAUGGCUAUUAUCAUAGGUGUUGUAUUGCUAGUAUUCAAUGUAAUAGAAUCGGUUAGAAAGUGUUAGUUGCAAAUUGCGAAGUGUUUUCACACAAUGGAUAACAUACCAAGGAAGCCCCAAAAUUGGAUGCAUAGCUUUAAUAUUAGCGAAACCCGAAAGUAUAAGGGAUACACUAUCUAUAAGAUUACAUCCAUCGUUUUUCCUCGCUACCUGCCGGAAGCCCUGACUAGUGUGACACUUUGGAAACGGUUUAGCGAUGUUAAAAAGUUGUACAAAGAGUUGGCCCGCAAGCACCGCGAGCGUCAUCUUCCCGGACAGAUACCGACUCUGACGGAGAAGACCUACUUCAAGCGCUUCGAUGCGCGUGUUAUUGAAGAAAGGAAAAACUACAUCCUCGAGCUGUUGGAUUUUGCUGGCAAAGAGCCGGUUCUGUUUCAGUCCUACGCUUUUGUGAAGUUUUUCCAACAGGGCAUUUCGCCGGAGGGAUCUCCGUCGAAGGGUGGAAACAUUGCGGCAAUUUGCGAAGACUUGGCGAUUCCGAUACCGAAAGAGAUUCAGUUGAUAGAUCCUAGUAGGGACGAGAGUGAUGACAGUGGUCCGGAGGGUGAAGAUGUCGGGGACGUUGCUGAUGUUCGAACUGAAUCUCGUCACUCGGAGAAUGCAUCUUUGAAAAACUCUACACUUUCUCGGACGAGCAGUGAGGAAUCCGAGGAAGUGGUCGAUGGAGAGGUGAAAUGUAUGGAGCCCGAAGCUCCCACGGAGGAAGAUUCUUCUGUUGAUUAUAUUGUGCAAGCGGCGAUAGUGUUCAGUCGGGCGGUCCAAGCGGAAGCUAAUGGGAACUAUAAAGUCGCUUUUGAUGAGUACAAGGCUGGCAUUGAUGAGUUACUUUCAGGUGCAAAAGGGGAUACAAAUGUGACUCGAAAACAAAUGGCUAAAGAGAAGGCCUGUAAGUACGUUAUUCGUGCGGAAGAAAUUUAUGAACGGUAUCUGCUGCAUUGGGAGGACGGCGAAAGUCUUCAGUUGAGUCCGAUAGCGUUGAACGAUCCCACAUCUCCCAUUCAGCUGCUAGAGAGACCGCUAAACUAUUUGUCCCGUUACAAAGUGGUGAGUGUUAUUGCGGGACGUGUAAUGCAGGUGCAGGACGUUACAGAUAAGAAAUUUUACAUUAUGAAAGGUAUACGAAAGCCACCUGGUGGUUUUUCGCAAGCAAUGUUUCUACCACAAGAUGUUCCAUAUAUGGUUCCGCUGGCGGCAUAUUUUCAAUCGGAAUCAAGUGUUUUUCUGCUGCUUAAAUUAAUAUGUGGCGGUAAACUGUGGGAUUAUAUCUCUAGUUAUAGGAAGUCGAAAGAUCUGAUUGUCGAAGAUGAAGUAGAGAACAAUGAAGAUCAGCGCAAUUGCCCCGAGCAGGAAGCUAAAACCUUGGAAUCUUCUAAUGGAUCUGAUUCCAGUCAAGCCGCUGGUUAUGAUUCUGGGUUUAUUGAACUCAUAAAUGAUUACAGCAGUAGACAUACGACGAUGGGUCACGAAGAAACUACUGUUAGGAAGACUGACCGAAUGGUGGACGAAGUGGCGGAGAACGCCCUAGAGUCGAUUGAUGAGGUGGACCGGGCUGAACCGGAAGGGGAAGAAUUCGCUCCGUCGUUCGACGUUCUGUCAAAAGAUAUGGAUGUUAGUGACCUGGUGAACUGCAGCCAACAGUUGCUGAAAGCGGUUUCCCAUACACUAGAACAAGUUCAGACUCAACCUACGGAGCUGUUGGAGAUUUCCAACAACACAGAAAAUCUUAAGGUAUCAAAUACAAAGAUUCUGAGACGUCCUCGGAUCGAUACUAGUCAAUUAGAAUUAAGGAAUGAUGAUACCGAUGGACGCGAGGCAGAUCCUUUACCGGAGGGUUGCGUUAAACGAUGGAUAAGCGAACUAAUUAUCGCAGUUGAUGCACUUCAUUUCAACGGAAUUAUUUGCGGGGACCUAACAAUGGACAAUCUGCUGCUAGGAUCGGAAGGCCAACUCAUGCUGACGUACUUCUAUCGUAAGGAAAAGUUUCCGAACGCUACCACCCUGACAACAAUGCUGCGACAGGAUGCGGUUCAGCGGUUGUACGUCGCACCAGAGAGACCGCUGCAGGCAAAAUCUGACUUUUGGUCUGUAGGUGUGAUUCUAUUCGAGAUGCUCACUCGAAAGAGCUUCCAGUCGUGUCAUCCGGCUGGGGUUUUUUGCUACCAUGAGAUCCAGUACCCGGAGCAAGUCGCCGUGUCGGAAGAAGCCAAGGAACUGCUUGAUGGGUUACUGCAACCAUUGCCGGAGAACCGUUUUGACUUUAAAGAAAUUAUCGCAAGUGCAUUUUUCCAUACGAUCGAUUGGAGCGAUGUUAAGCGGCUGGGUCACGUUUGAACAACAGCGAAAUAGAAUAUAAAAAGUACUAUACUAGACUAUCACAAUAAAGAUUCGGUGCAAAUUACUGUAGUUAAAUGUUUAGUCAGUUUAAAUAGUAGUAAGCAUAUAUUAUUCGAAAACAACAAGGUAUUAUUGUAGUGUCGAGCAGUUUUUCAUGCGAAAUCGGAUGAAAUAAAUGUUUAUACAAA